Molecule: messenger RNA, 1064 nt
Organism: Liolophura sinensis
Lineage: Eukaryota; Metazoa; Mollusca; Polyplacophora; Chitonida; Chitonidae
Product: folate receptor alpha-like
Exons: 4
Coding region: 36-794 (252 amino acids)
Cellular component (GO): external side of plasma membrane
Molecular function (GO): signaling receptor activity
Source: RefSeq, a predicted model, not a curated record
GUCAAGCGGGAAGGGUUUCAAGAAAGUGAGCAAGUAUGGCACUCAUGAGAGUUGUCUGUGUGGUGUUUUUCUGUGUUCUGAUUCGGCCUUCUAGCACAGAAACUGUCGACGAACUGUUAAACAGAUGUAUGGUGAGCAAGACACAAAAGUCGAAGCCAAGUCCAGAGCCUGGUUUGCAAGGAGUCUGUUCACCAUGGAAAGAGAACUCCUGUUGUGACGCGAAAAUCGCAAGGGAUGUUGAGUACAAUGCCACGUGGAUGGACUUCGACUUCAAUCACUGUCCAGGCAAAACACUAUCUCCCCAAUGCGAAAAAUAUUUCAAGUUGGAUCUCUGUUUCUACGAGUGUUCACCCAACAAAGGGCCUUGGAUUAAAAAGGUGGACCAGACGUUCAGAAAAGAACGCUUUAUCGGCGUGCCGCUAUGUGAGAGUGAUUGCUUAAGUUGGUGGGAGGCCUGUAAGGACGCAUAUACGUGUCUAUCUAGAUGGGAUAAGGGCUUCGACUGGUCGGAAGGUCAAAACAAGUGCCCAGCUGGAAACGAAUGCCGCAAAUUUACGGAAGUCUUCCAAAACUCGGUGGACUUCUGCCAAAACUUAUGGGGAGGUUCUUGGAAAGUGGUCUCCGAUAUGGCUGAAGAGUGUGUGAAGAUCGAAUUCUCUGGUUCUAACCCUAACAACAAAGUGGCUAGAGAGUACGCUGGGAAAAUUGUAAGUGGGGCAGUAACCGUUGACACUCAUUUUAGACUGACGGUCGUCUCAGUUUUGAUGUACAUCUGUCAUGUUCAUUUAAAGUAGAUACACGAAAAACAAAAGGAAUACAAGACUACAUGUAUAUACCUCGUGAGCUUCCGAGGUGGGCCUAUAUAACUACAUGUACUGAUGCAUUUUCAUACAAACUAUCAGUAAACUUUCAGCUAGAUUUAGAGAUUGAAUAAAUGAUAAUUUCUGUAUGUUUUUCACCUAUGCAUGCAUUUUUACUUUUACGUAGUUCCAAUAGCUCGGAUUUAUAUUUUUCUUUUAGACAAUCAAGAAUGUACCUGUAAAAUUUCAAAAUAAACAGCAUGA